Triticum dicoccoides is the source of this 814-nucleotide messenger RNA. RefSeq lists its product as uncharacterized. The record is from RefSeq and is a predicted model, not a curated record. The coding region runs from base 75 to 422 and encodes 115 amino acids. NCBI's taxonomy places the organism in Eukaryota, Viridiplantae, Streptophyta, Magnoliopsida, Poales, Poaceae. The transcript is spliced from 3 exons.
GAAGCGAUCCCCUUCCGUCCCUAUCGACCCGCCCUCGCCGCCAUCCCCGUCGCGCUAGCCGCCAGUCCCCGGCGAUGGCUCCGUACAUUCUGCGUUCCGCCGUCGCCAUCCUCCGCCGAUCGACCCCGCAAGUGUCGGACGUCCUCCGCCGCUCCAGCCCCCGCUCCUUCUCCGGUGGUGCUCUGAGAGUUGAAGCCACAAAGGGGUGCUGCAUGGACAAGGAUAUGGAAAAGCUUGCUGCAGACUUGCGUGAAGUGAAUGCGCAACUCGAUUUUCUGUUGGAGCAGGAGAGACGCUUCGAGCGUGGCCAGGAGCUGCAAAAGAAGCUGUCGUGCGUCCUUGUUCCUGCCACCAUCGCAUUCUACAUCUUUGGCCCGAAGAAGAAGGGUAAGCCGUCAGAGGAGGAGCAACCAGACAUUUAGCCUUGUGCGUAUCCAUGUGCAUAUGCCGUAGCUUCGUGUACUGAACUAUGUUAUGUAGCCUUUUAUAGCGGUGAAUCUAACUGUGUGGUGAUAGUUGUCUCUAACGAGAGCGUGUGCACAAUCUGCUGGGGAGUAUUCAGGCGGCUGUGCUUGCUCACAGGUCACAGCCAUGGAAACUUAGGGUGCCUCUUGAACUUGGAGCUUGGCUAGUGGUAUCUUGACAAGGAGAAUCCUGUUUUGUGGUAUCUUGACAAGGAGAAUCCUAUGUAGUAGUAGCAUUAGGAAGACAAGGAUUUUGUUCCAAGUUUGUGCUUCGAGUGCUGGUUUGAAACAAGCUUGCAAUGUGAGUACUGGCUGGAAUGGAAUGGCCUUGUGCAUUACUAAGUUCGCUA